UUUAUUAAAUUCAUCUACAGCGCCGCGGCAUUUUUUACGUUAGUGCAACUGGAAUUCCAUGGGACGUGGUCGAUGGCGUUAUGGGCCUUUAGUUGAACGCGCCAUUAUAGAAUAAAAUAAACAUUAGGUAUAAACAAGCCAUAUAUGACAGCGUCAAUUGAUAACAUAACAAAUAAUAUUAUUAAGCAAACAAAGAUAAAUAACAAUUAACUCAUCUGUUUUUAUGUAUAAAAUAAAAAUGAGUAAUACAGCCCCAAUAGUAAAAAAUACCAUCUACGCAGGUCAAAAAUAUGUACCUAUCGCUGAUGGGAGCAAGGUACACUUUCAUUUUCAAACAUGGAAACUGGGAAAAGAAAAAGUUCUCAUAGAUGACAGUAAGAAAAUUGGUAAAAGGGAACCAAUGGUUCUUGUAAUUGGUCAUAAAUUUAAACUUGAAGUAUGGGAGAAUAUAGUCAAAAAGAUGGCUGUUGGAGAAGUGGCAAGUUUUCAAGUUAAAAAAGAGCUGGUAUAUAGUUACCCAUUUGUAUCAAAGACUCUCCGUGAACUGGGGCAAGAACAACGUAGAAAACACACAUGUACUAUGACUCUACACACUGAAGGAAUAGGCUAUCCUGAUUUAGAUGACUUGAUAAAUAACCCUUGUGACUUAGAAUUUAUCAUAGAAGUGUUAAAAGUUGAAACAUCAAAUGAAUAUGAGAAGGAAUUAUGGCAGCUCAGUAGUGAAGAGAGACUUAAACUUGUACCAGAACUCAAGGAAAAAGGCAACAAACUGUACGGAAAAAAAUUGUAUGAUGAAGCGGAGGAUGCAUAUAGACAGGCCAUAUCGAUUUGUGAACAACUAAUGAUUAGGGAAAGAAAAUGUGAUGAGGAAUGGAUCGGCCUCAAUAAAAUAAAGCUACCAAUUUUACUCAACUUUGCUCAAUGCAAACUUAUCAAGGGGGAAUACUAUGAUGUUAUUGAGCAUUGCAAUACUGUUUUAGAUUAUGAUGCAGAUAAUGAAAAAGCCCUGUAUCGAAGAGCUAAAGCAAAUGUAGGAGCGUGGAACCCUGAUGCAGCUGAAAAAGAUUUCAAAAGAUUAAAAACUUUAAAUCCAGAUCUUAUUCCUACCAUUGAUAAAGAGUUAGAAAAUAUCAAGCAGCUAAGAAAACAAAAGAGCGAAAAGGAUAAGGAAACUUUGAAGAAAUUAUUUGUUAAAGAAAAUGAAAGUUCAUAGCACCGUUGAAAGAACAAUAUUCCACUUUUAAAUAUUAUAAUAUUUAUUUCAUUAGCAAUACUUAUUAAUAGUAACUUUACUGGUGCUUAUUUUGUGUUAAUUUUAUUAUUUAUUAACUUUUAAAAAUUUCUAUCUGAACUGUUAUAUAUAAUUUUAUGUAUUACACGUCCAAAGUUACUAAAUUAUGUUAGUAGAAAUUAUAUCUAAUAUAAAAUAAUGUUAUCUGUA
Messenger RNA from Melitaea cinxia (Glanville fritillary), 1441 nucleotides. Its product is annotated as AH receptor-interacting protein. Bases 224 to 1213 code for a protein of 329 amino acids. The record is from RefSeq and is a predicted model, not a curated record. The transcript is spliced from 6 exons. Gene Ontology annotation, molecular function: protein binding; peptidyl-prolyl cis-trans isomerase activity. Lineage: Eukaryota; Metazoa; Arthropoda; Insecta; Lepidoptera; Nymphalidae.